This is a messenger RNA of Capra hircus (goat), 426 nucleotides long. Its product is annotated as RING finger protein 11-like. The record is from RefSeq and is a predicted model, not a curated record. The transcript has a single exon. Bases 1 to 426 code for a protein of 141 amino acids. Lineage: Eukaryota; Metazoa; Chordata; Mammalia; Artiodactyla; Bovidae.
AUGGGGAACUGCAUCACCUCCAGCGCCCGGGACGACCGCCUGGUCCCUCGGUUUCCGGCCCCCUUCGGCGAGCGGAGAGGCGGAGACGGCCCGGGGGGACCGCGGGGUCCCGAGCGGCGCCGGGCGGGGGCGGCCCGGCCGGGAGCGCCGCUGACCUUCCGUCGGAGGAUCCGCCUCAUCCAGAGCCUGCCUCGAGACGUGUACAGAAGCGAAGGAUGCGAAACGAAGGCCGCCGAGUGCGCGGUCUGUCUGACGGACUUGGUGCCCGGGGACCCCAUCCGGCCUCUGCCCUGCAAGCACGUCUAUCACCUGGACUGCAUCAACGAGUGGCUGGGCCGGUCCCUCACCUGCCCGCUCUGCCGGGGGCCCGCGGAGGCCGCGAAGCCUUUGUUCCAGGGCGCUCUUGAGCCCGGACCCCUGGUGUGA